AUGGGCUUGUUUCAUCUCUCGCCCACGAUACGCGAGGACUUCGUGGUCGGGCAGCGCCGCGUUACUUGCGAAACGUCGGGGUUCACGAAGCAACUAGACGAAACCCGGUCGCGGGUAUGCAGGACGCGUACGCAGACGAGAGGAUGUGUUCACCGCGAUCGAAAAUGCAUAGAGCGCUCUCGCUACCCCAAAAUGAUAUCGGCACCUGUCGCCACCGGCGAAGUCCUCGUCCACCCUGACGAGCACGUCGAUGCGUGUGUGUGCAAAGUCCGUACGAGCGACCGCUCUGAGAUCUUCGAGGCCGAAAACCGUCGCUUGCCGCCCUCGCCACCGGGCUUCCUCCAUUGGCCCGACGCCAGACGGCGACUAGUGCUGCAAUGA
Messenger RNA from Peniophora sp. CBMAI 1063, 381 nucleotides. NCBI's taxonomy places the organism in Eukaryota, Fungi, Basidiomycota, Agaricomycetes, Russulales, Peniophoraceae. The record is from the annotation of a GenBank genome assembly.